Bipolaris zeicola 26-R-13 is the source of this 471-nucleotide messenger RNA. RefSeq lists its product as uncharacterized. The record is from RefSeq and is a predicted model, not a curated record. Bases 1 to 471 code for a protein of 156 amino acids. NCBI's taxonomy places the organism in Eukaryota, Fungi, Ascomycota, Dothideomycetes, Pleosporales, Pleosporaceae. The transcript has a single exon.
AUGUAUCUCCCAACCCUCCUCACCUCCCUCUCCCUCUCCGCCAGCACCGCCCUAGCCGCCCAAGCCAAAGUCCACAACAAAUGCGACUUCCCCGUGUGGGUAACCUCAGUCCAAGGCCAAGCAGGCCAAACCCAAAACAUACCCCCCGGCUCUACCUUCUCGGAAGAACAAAGGAAUCCAGACCGCGGCACCGGCGUCUCCAUCCAAGUAACAACGACGGAACCCGGCCCCAAUAACCCGCAGCCCAUCUUGAUCCUAGGGUAUUCAUGGAGCAACGUCACAGGGCUGUAUUAUAGCUUGAGUACCGUCAAUGGCUUCGCGUUCAAGGGGAAGAAGCUGCGCAUUCAUAAUACGGAGGGGAAGCCUGUGGAGCAGAUUCUUUGGUAUGGGGAGCCGAAGCCGGAUUAUACGGCUGCGUAUUUGAAGGGAGAGGCAGAUAUUACGCUUGAGCUGUGCGACGACUUUGCGUAG